Messenger RNA from Vigna angularis (adzuki bean), 2759 nucleotides. RefSeq lists its product as uncharacterized. Bases 1742 to 2521 code for a protein of 259 amino acids. The record is from RefSeq and is a predicted model, not a curated record. Lineage: Eukaryota; Viridiplantae; Streptophyta; Magnoliopsida; Fabales; Fabaceae. The transcript is spliced from 7 exons.
ACUUCGUCAUCCCAUGGAGUCGUCUUGACUCCAAUAAUUCUAAUCGUGCUAUCUGGAAGAGUGAUAAAGCUGUCUCAUCAAGUAAGAUCUUUGCUCUUGUGCUGAAAAACUUCGGAAGCGGGUUUUUUCGUCGGUGGAGUGCAGUUUCCUUUGGAAAGGCCUUUUUGAAUAUUUUAUUUUCAACUGUAGAAGACUUAAGCCGUGUGCUAGCUGGUGGUUAGCUUAAUCCGGGAUCCUAGCGGCUUGUUACUUGGACAGCGGAUUUCAACCUUCAUAUGUAAGACAAUCUUAUGAAUGGUGCCGGGUAAGAAUUUUUGGCCUUUCUCAAGAUUGGAGACCAAAAGUUUUCUCACCAUAGCACGUGGUGUAGGAGUACCUUUAUCAUUGGAUGGCUUCACGGGACGUCGUUCUUGCGGAAUGUUUGCAAGGGCUCUUGAGGAUCUUGAUAAUGAAGCAUGAUUUACCAUAUCAAAUACUGGUUGAAGGGGAAGAUUAGGCCUUCUUUGUUUCACUUGUGUAAGAGAGAUUCCCUGAAUUUCGCGAUAAAUGCCAAAUUAUUGGACACUGUUUCUUCUUGUCGUCAUGUUUUGCAGGAACGAAGUGGUCGUGAGCAUUCUGUAAAGAAGACCCAUGUUAUCUAGAAGUUCGAGAAAGAUAACGAGGGGUUGAUAGUAGGGUUGACAAUGAUAAUAACCUUGUUUUUCAUGUGGAGAAUGACAUUUCGCCACUUAUACUAAAAUCAACAGCUCUACUGUGGUUGUCACCGAUAAUCGCAAAGUAGACACACCUGUGGUUUUUAAGUAUUUCAAAAAAGCAGUCUUUCUUUCUCAGGGAAUUUCUGAGAGCGAGCAGAAUUCUUCCUAACGUUUUAGAAACUCCUCCAGUUUUCAAGCUGUCUUGAUGAUAGAUACUCUAGUUUGUAAGUUUAAUGCUGAAGUUUUCUAGGACCCGGAAAUAAUUCUGGAUGAUAAUCGUGAUGUAACUAACAUAGCAGAAAAUUCUCUUAUGCAUGUAUACUAAAUGAUAUGAAUGAGGUUUAGGUUUUGGGGUUGACAUGGUUGAGGAAGAUGGUGGUAACUUGCAGUGUAAUUCUUCAAAAGUGAUUAUAAGGGUCGACCCGAUAACUCAUCCUUUCAGAAGGAUUUAUCCAAAUGGCAGAAGACAAAAUUGAAGCAGAGAAGAGAAAAGCCACUUUACGCUAGCAGCAAGAUCCUUCGAGGGGGUUACGAAAUAACUCCUUUGACGAAGUUUCAGUUAUUGUGUUGGAAUGCUAGCGUUCUAGCAAAUUCCAACACUAGAAACGUGCUGAGCAUAAACUGGAUGUUCUGCUUAUUGCAGAACCUUGGAUGGAUCAUGCUAAAUUUCCUCCUAGGUUUUGGUCCUCCUUAUGAUAUAAAAACUUUGCGGUUAAUGGCAGGGUUCACUUAUUACCAAAUCUUUGGUGUUCCUGUAGUGUUGAAUUGUUUCCUAUUAUUAUAUUUCAAUUUGAGCAAAUGCCAUGUAGCUAAUAAAGUUUUACAUGUUAAGCAACCAUGGAAGGACCUAUCUGAUAAUUAUAAUGCUUUGGUUGGAUCCUUGAUUGUCCCUGGUUAUUAAAUGCAGUUUUGAGAAGAAUUUAUUGCAUGCGUAGAUGGUGUGGAAUAAUGGUCGGGUGGGGUCAUCGAGAAUUGAAAUGCGAUUGGACCGUGCUUUUGUAAUUCCGGAAUACUAGAGACUGUACUACUUUGAUAAGGAUGUGCGAAUGUUGUCAAAACUAUCUCCAAGAACACAUGUUGGCUGUCCUGUUUGUUCUUCAUCAGAGAAUCUUAAGGUUGCCCUCUCUAAGAGGAAUAGGGUGGUCUUUGGAAGUAUACAUGAGCGUGUGCGCACUGUUCAGUCUGAACUGGUGCAUAUUCGACAGAUAAGAUAUGGCCUAGAAGCCUUCUGGGCCAUGUGGCGCUGUCAUCAUAGGAUUCUUCCGGAACCUUUAAUCAAACUUUUACACGCAAAUGUACUGACAUAUAGAGAUAAGGUUUGUGAAGAAGUGGAAUGUGGGAAAGGAAGCUGCGUUGUGAACACAAGUUACCCAUUAAACUUCAUCUGUGAAUGCGAAUCUGGCUGGACGAGAACUCAAGAUGAAGAUGAUGAUAAAUUUGCCACUAGCUUUCUUCCAUGUGUCAUUCCCCAAUGUAGCUUGAACUAUGGUUGUCAACCAGCACCACCACCAGUUCCAGAGAAGAGUUUUCCACACAACUUAUCAGCUUUCGAUCCUUGCUAUUGGGCGUACUGUGGGGAAGGAAAAUGCGUCCAGAACAGGACACAUACAUACGCAUGUGAAUGCAGCCCCAAUUACUUCAAUCUUCUCAACAUCUCUGUUUUUCCUUGUUACAGUGAAUGUACUCUUGGAUCUGAUUGUUCAAAGCUUGGAAUAAAAGUUGCAGAUUCAACUGGCAAUCAAGAUAGCUCAGGUUCAUUGUUCAAAGGAAGGUUGGAUUGGAUGAUUAUGUUGUUGAUGUCGACGGGUAUGGUGAUGUUGAGCUAAGACCCAAAUGAUACAGAAAAUUAUUUUGGCCCAUAAUUGAUUUCAUUGUUCUUCAUCACUCAUUGGGUGGUGAUGACUAUUGUUGCUAUACUGUAUGAUAUACUGUAUGCACAUACAUACGUAGACAGCAUGUACAUUUGUCUUUUUGUACAAUAAAGGGAGUGAAAAUAUUUGAACUUUAGAGCUUCUGUAAACUACUUAAACUUCAUUGUCUGUGGAUUUUAUGUAGUUAAUACUA